AAUACCCAACAAAAUAUCUACUACUCAGAAAGAAAAAGAAGAGAGAGAAAAUAAUUAGGGUUUCAAAAGAAUGGCUGAUGAGAGUGAUAACGGCGGCGGUGUGAAAACGGGUAUCGUUAAGUGGUUCAAUGAUCAAAAAGGAUUUGGAUUCAUCACUCCUGAUGAUGGUAGCGAGGAUCUGUUCGUUCACCAGUCUGCGGUUAAAACUGAGGGAUUCCGAAGCCUCGGUGACGGUGAGAAUGUCGAGUUCGAAGUUGAGUACAGCAGCGAUGGCCGGGCUAAGGCCGCCAACGUGACUGGACCUGGUGGCGCCCCUGUUCAAGGAAGCACCAGAGGUUAUGGUGGAGGCGGCGGUGGCAGUGGCGGAGGCGGAGGAGGAGGAAGGGGCCGAAGGGAUGGAGGUGGUGGUGGGUAUGGGUAUAACGGAGGUGGUGGUGGUGGUUACGGGUACAACGAAGGCGGAGGAAGCCGUGGGGGAAGCCGAUACGGUGGCGGUGGAGGCUACGGUGGCGGUGGAGGCUACGGCGGAGGAGGAGGAGGUGGUGGUGGUGGUGGUAGUGGCUGUUUUAAAUGUGGUGAAUCUGGGCAUAUGGCUAGGGAAUGUCCUCAGGGAGGCGGUGGAGGAGGCGGCGGAAGAUAUGGAUCUGGCGGUGGUGUAGGCGGCGGAGGAAGCUGCUACAACUGCGGUGAAGGUGGUCACUUUGCCCGUGAAUGCCCCAAUUCGAACCGUUGAACCACUGGGUUUCUCCAUUAUCUCUAUUCCGCUUUUGAGUCAAGUACUAUGGUCUUUAGGCUUAUGAACUGGUGAUCCAUGUAAUAAUUGCUUUGUUUUUGUUCUGGUUUUUGGGAUCUUCUAAUUAUAUGGUCACCUUCUCUAUCUACCAUUUAGGUUAGGGUUUUAAUUUUAAUUUUAAUUUUAAUUUUCUGCACUGUUUGUCCCAUAAUCGCGUCGGCUUUAUGUCUGUUUUUUUUUUUCCCCGUAAAAUGUAUACAUGUGUAUGCCUAUACAUGUUACUAUUUUAAUGAAUGAACUAUUGUCGAUUACUUUGAUA
This is a messenger RNA of Olea europaea var. sylvestris, 1052 nucleotides long. RefSeq names its product glycine-rich protein 2. The record is from RefSeq and is a predicted model, not a curated record. The transcript has a single exon. Gene Ontology annotation, molecular function: nucleic acid binding; zinc ion binding. The coding region runs from base 71 to 733 and encodes 220 amino acids. Lineage: Eukaryota; Viridiplantae; Streptophyta; Magnoliopsida; Lamiales; Oleaceae.